AUGACGAACGCAGGUGAUGAGUUCCUUCUGACCGGACAUGCCUAUGUCAAAGGUAGAGCUUCCGGGAAACUGGUAGCCAGUAAUCUCGAGUUGAGUUUCUGGGGUGGUGUCAAUCCCCUCACGGGCGAAAUCAUCGAUCGGCACCAUGACUUGAGUGGAAAGCACCUUCGUGGGGCCGUCUUAGCCAUUCCUGCUGGUCGUGGCUCCUGCUCCGGGAGUACAGCCAUGUUGGAGCUCAUCCUCAAUGGAAUGUGCCCUAACGCAAUCCUUUUUGAAAGGCGUGAAGAUAUUCUUACGUUGGGUGUGAUGAUCGCAGAGGAGAUAUUCGGCAAAAACUUGCCAGUGAUAACUCUCGGCCCGGCAAAAUUCAAGGAGAUUCUCAAACAAGACGGUCGUUUUGUCUACGUCCAGGAUGGUAGUAUAUCCGACAAGGAACUUCCGGAACCUCUGAGCAUAGUGUCUCGAGACGAUGAUCUACGCUGUGGGGUACAGCUCUCAAGUCUCGAUCACAGCAUUCUUCAGGGUGCCUAUGGAGAGGCUUCCAAAGUUUCGAUGCGAAUUAUUCUGCGGAUGGCCGAGUUGUUAGGAGCACAGGAGCUAAUGGAUGUUACUCAAGUGCAUGUAGACGGAUGUGUCUACACAGGUCCAGGCUCGCUAUCAUUCGCGGAGAGACUCCGUGACCUCGGAGGCAAAGUCCGUGUACCCACCACUCUCAACUCCAUUUCCGUUGACCAAAAGCGAUGGCGCAAAUUGGGGGUCAAUCCGGCACCUGGCGAGGCCGCUGAAAAGCUGGGGAAGGCAUACACGGACAUGGGCGCCCGGCCCACGUUUACUUGUGCCCCCUACCUGCUCGAUAGCGCACCUAAGCUCGGUGAGCAAAUUGCUUGGGCAGAGUCAAACGCUGUUGUGUAUGCCAAUAGUGUUCUAGGAGCACGGACCAUGAAAUAUCCCGAUUUUCUCGAUAUUUCCAUUGCGCUCACUGGCCGAGCUCCCAAGGGCGGUCCGCAUGUUGAGGAGAAUAGGAAGGCUUCUUUGAUUGUCAUGCUAGGGUUCUCUUUGACUUCGGUUGAUGAUGCAUUCUAUCCGUUGAUAGGGUACCAAGUAGGCAUAUUGUCCGGUAGCCGUAUCCCAGCCGUAGUUGGUAUUGACUCACUGAAGCCAUCAAAUGAUGACCUCAAGGCAUUCGGUGCCAGCUUUGCGACUACAUCUAGCGCUCCAAUGUUUCACAUUGUCGGCGUUACUCCUGAGGCGCCAGAUCUAGAUGCAGUCAUAGGCAAAGGCCAAAACCACCCUCACUUCCAAGUUGACCUUGAUGAUUUGGUUAGUUGUUGGGAUAAGUUGAACAGCGCCUUGAGGAAUCCUCAGCCCGUCGAUCUAGUAUCCCUUGGUAACCCACACUUCUCGUUCGCUGAGGUGAAAAAGUUUGCCAAACUAUGCCGCGGCCAAGUGAAGAACAAGGAUGUGUCUGUGGUGAUAACUUGUGGUCGUUCAACCCAUUCAUUGGCAAGCCAGGCAGGUCUAAUCACCGAGCUCGAGGGGUUUGGUGUUCGCUUCCUCAACGAUACCUGUUGGUGCAUGAUUGAUGAGCCCAUCGUCUCCAGGGCCACAUCCAAUUCUAUUAUGACGAACUCGGGAAAGUAUUCUCAUUAUGGCCCAGGUAUCACGGGAAGACGUUUCUACUUUGAUAGUCUGGCUGGAUGUGCUGCGGUUGCUAUUCGGGGUGGCCAUGGAGGUUCAAAACCUCUAUGGCUGCGAUGA
Clonostachys rhizophaga is the source of this 1758-nucleotide messenger RNA. NCBI's taxonomy places the organism in Eukaryota, Fungi, Ascomycota, Sordariomycetes, Hypocreales, Bionectriaceae. The record is from the annotation of a GenBank genome assembly.